AUGGACGCUCUCAAAGCUCCAGCCGCUCCACCAACACCUCAGCCACCUCAGCCAGGCGCACAACCAAAUGCACCCCCGAUUCAACAGCCUCAACCUAUCUACACUCAAGGAGGUGUUGCCUAUACCAUUCAACCACAAACAAUUGUUGUUUCGCCGAAUGUCAUCAUUGUGAAAGAUGCUCAUACGUUUCAUCCGUACCCAGAAUUUUGUCCAAAAUGCCAGCGAAUUGUCGUAACGCGGCGUGUGUGGGUCUCAGGAUCGUGUGCAUGGACUGUUUUAUUAUUAUCUAUAUGUAUUCCUUUCCUUUGGCCAAUGUUAUUCUUUCUUUGUACACCAGCAUUCAAAGAUGCACAUCAUCAUUGUCCUUGUUGCCUUACUUUACUUUCAAUUAGACGGAGAUGA
Molecule: messenger RNA, 402 nt
Organism: Cooperia oncophora
Lineage: Eukaryota; Metazoa; Nematoda; Chromadorea; Rhabditida; Trichostrongylidae
Source: the annotation of a GenBank genome assembly